Messenger RNA from Sitophilus oryzae (rice weevil), 536 nucleotides. RefSeq names its product UPF0691 protein C9orf116 homolog. The record is from RefSeq and is a predicted model, not a curated record. Gene Ontology annotation, cellular component: axonemal microtubule. Gene Ontology annotation, biological process: axoneme assembly. The coding region runs from base 159 to 470 and encodes 103 amino acids. Lineage: Eukaryota; Metazoa; Arthropoda; Insecta; Coleoptera; Curculionidae. The transcript has 2 exons.
CCGUCGACUUUUCCCGGUUCUCAUGACAUUAGGCUUUCAAAAUCAAAUUUCACGUCAACUACGGCGAUCAAAAACGACCCGUCUCGUUCUUACUUGAAAUCCGGCAGUUUUUCCUAUUUUUUCUUUUUGUUUUUUUGUGCCCUUCUACGUGUAUCGACAUGGUGGACUGUCCCGAUCCUCGGGGAAACAACGAGCCCGCACUGAGGACAUCAGAUUUCUAUAAAACUUGCACACUGCCGAAACGAUUCGAUUAUCCCAGCUGGUUUUACGGGUACGGAAUACAACGGAAUCCGCCGGAGCAUCCGUUCUACAGAACCACAUCUAGCGAUUAUGGAAGAUAUCCCCCAACAAUCCAUACUGUUCCAACAUCAUUUUAUCCAACCACACAAGACUUCAGUCAGGCCCUAGCUAAAGCAGGAAAUUACAGAAAUUAUUCUUUAAAUACCAGUUUAGACACGUAUCCUUCCUGAUAUUAAUUUGUUUCAAAAAUAUCAUCCAAAUUAUAAAUAUUCAUAUCCAAUAAAAUAUAUAUUACA